Messenger RNA from Physcomitrium patens, 5698 nucleotides. NCBI's taxonomy places the organism in Eukaryota, Viridiplantae, Streptophyta, Bryopsida, Funariales, Funariaceae. The record is from RefSeq and is a predicted model, not a curated record.
CUCAAUGCAUCGCAAUGAGUAGGACGGUCUCACUUAAUCAAGCUGCGAAGUAAUGAAGCAAAGCAAGCAAAAUUGCAGGAUCCACCGUGAAGAAUGCCGUGGUGACUGUGACAAGCAACCAUGAAUAUUGGAGUCAUUGCCGGUUUGAAUCUUCUGCGUAUCAUAAACGAGCCCCAUCACUGCUACGGAUGCUCACAGUUAAGGACAAGAAGGUAACAUCUGUGAGUGAGAAGGAUGUGUUGAUAUUCAACCCUAAAAGUGGUACCUUUGACGUAAGGAACUUUGAGAUGAAGGCCAUUGCGGAAGACACUCACUUGGGAAGGGAGGAUAUGACAACAGAAUGAGCAAUCACUUUGUGCAGGAGUUCAAGCGUGAGUACAAGAAGACUGCUGCAGAGAGGGGGGCAGAGGACGCAUUUUGAGUAGUAGUACAGGUCUGCAGAAAUUUCUGUAUGCCGUUCUAUCUCUUCUUUGCGCUCAUCUCAUGCUACUUCUAGAUUCCGUGCGUGUGGUAUCGUGGUGUUGCUAGAAUGUUCAGUCCUGAAGACUGAGAGAGCGUUGUUGCACUAGCCUUUCAUCAAGUUGAAGUUAGAGCUUGGUGGCUGGAAAUUGAACAACUCGUCGACGGUGGCCCUCUCUCGAAGCUUAACCUUGGUUUGGUUGUGAGCUUUUUCUUGGGGAGGGGGGAGGUUCCUCUAUAGCAAUGACAGGGGACAGGGAGAAGGAUGUAGGGGAAGGUAUCAUAUAUAAAGAUCCAGACUAUUUGGCAUUUAUGCAGCAGCUCGCUAAACCAGCGGAAUACUUGCCAAGAGUUGAGAUCCAACUCGAACGCAGAGAGGCUGAGAAGGCUGCCUCCAUAGUUGCUGGUACGAGUAAGGAUGUCGUGGUAGUGACCCCUUUGACGGAUUUAGUGCGAUCGCUUAGAGCUGCAAAAUUUACAUCUCAGAGGAGUAUGUCAUCAAAUUCAGAGUUGUCUGCUCGUUCUGCAGGUGUAUCAGCAAUACAGUCUUACUUCACAUAAGCGCGCGUUUGAGAAAGGACGGUCUGUAUCGAGAUUAUAAGUAAGUGACAAUGCGUCUACCAACAAAGAGUCUGCUAAUCAUGCUCCUACUCCUCGUGAUGAGCUGCAGCGGAAAGAAAGAGAGACUCUGAUUGAACGGAAGAGGAAAGAAGCAGGUGAAAGGAAAGAGGAGAAGUGGGUGUGCGAGUCCAUUGCAGCUGCUAUCAGAGCGAAUUCUGGCAGCCACCGAGGCAAAUCUAGAAAGGAGAAGUCAAUCCAUUAGAAUAAGGACUUAUCCAAGGCGCUAUCUGAGAAAAGAACGUUGCAAAUCGUGUCGGUUAUUGGGGAACCUGGAACAAGGACACAUACAGCUGGGCAAGGUUUCCGCUGCGAAUGGGUCAGGCGAAUACAUAUAAUGGGAAAGUACUCAAGCGGGAGUACAAACAGAAACAAUCGCUCGUUGCGAGUGACUAGGACAAGGAAUCAGUAGUUGGGUCAAGACAAGCGGCUCCGGCUGCCAAUGGAGAUGCUGGUGUGUCGGGAAACAAUCUGUGGCAUAGGUCGUCUAGGUUCGCUACAAUAACAGGAAGCAUAGUCGGUGAUUGCUAACCGUGCAACACCUCCUGGAAAGUCCAGUUCCUGGGGCAAACAGAACUAAAGGCAAGAGCCCGAUGGGAGGAUCUCUUCGCUUGAUACCUUAUUACGAGGCGGUUCUUCACCAAGGGCAGGUUCAAAUCAACCACCACAACGUAAAGCGGGUGACAUGCAGGUGGGGAGAGUGGGCAAACGACCUCCAAGUCCUCGGGCAAUACGGUUGGCUGGAAAAGACCAUAUCAUUUCCUUUAUGGUGUCUACGGAGGCAGAGGGUCAAGCAGGCAACGGGGAGGAGUGGUCUGUGAAGCAAGUUGCGAGUGAUGGAGUUGCUGCGAUGCAGUCGUCGUUAGAAAACAGUGGACGACGAAAUGUCUCCCUAGAAGUCUAAGAAUAGAGAUGUAGUUGAGAAAGCAAAAAAACCAGAAUCGCAAUGAGGAGCUUUUGAUGGAGGGAGCUGGGAGCGAUGGCGGAUCAGCCACGGCCGUUAGGGUUUACCGAGCGUACUCUACGCUCCUCAUCUGAUUAACAAAUAAUUUGCAAUUCUUAGUUAGUGUGAACCAAAAUCCAAAAUUUGCAAUUUAAUUUAGGUCAAACAACAGAAGAGUCAAAGUACUAAUUUGGAAAGUAGUUUGUGAUACAAUCAAUUCAAGUAGAACGUUGAAAUAAACAACAAUAAUAAUUCUCUUCCCAACCAGUGGCCAUGGUGGUUACUUAUAUUACUUUGAUUAAUUGCUAGCAUUAAAUUAUCUUUCUAUUAAAACCCACUUACUUUCCUUACCUAAUGUACUCUAAUUCAAACUUCAAAAUAUUUGGUUCAUGUGUGGAUCAAGUAUCUCUAACCAACCUUCUGCUGCCCAAACCCUAUUGGUCCAAGUCUCCCUAUUCUGUUAGUUCUUCCAAACCUCCCUUAAUUAACAAAAUUGAUUCACAGGUAUCAUCACAACUUUACCACCACCGAAGAGUAAGAAGCAAUUGAUUACCAUCCAAGAUGCUGAUACCUCUACUAUCUUUUCAGAAUUGUCAAAGUAUAAUAUUGACUACAAAAAAAAUAAACAGAACCAAAGUCUUCACCCAAAUGUCAUCGCCACUGGAUGCUCACACCAGUGCAGCAAAGCUCGUGGUUAGGCUGCCAUGGUUUAGGGUGCAUGCAGUGAGCCCCAUCACGACUGGGCUGCAGUGGAGGGAGGAGCCAUGGAGGAUGGAUGUGCAAGGAGCUUGGGUGAAUGAUCGUCCAAAGUUAUGGUGCAGUUGCCCAUCUGAAACCUCUUGCGCCACAAACUAAUUGCUCUUGCGUAGAAGCUCCAGUUAGAUAAGGAUCCAGCUCUGUGUACUCGACGCUUGCGCACACUCAGCGGAGCUCAGAAAGGUGCUCUUGGUAUAAACUUUUGAGUUUGAAGCCGAGCUGAUCCCCUUACUGAUUCAUUGCAUACGGAAUAACAUUGGCCAUAUCUCACAGGGAGGAUAGGCGACCUUUGUUUUUUUAUAUGAAUGAAAGAAAACUUUUGAAUUGAAAGAAAGGAAUUAAUAAAGGUGCUGAAAGUGGGUUGCAGCAGCCGAGUGACACUUGAUGGGGUGCCCGAGAUGUGAAGCUUGAAUGACGUUUUGGUACCAUCGCAGUAGUUGCAGAUCUUUCCAGAUGUGACACAAAGAGAGAGGACUCUGAUUUCCAACGCUUUUGCAGUUAAGAAACAUCACACCGGUUGGGGACUUAACGUCAUUAUCGAGUCCGUGAACUUGUUCAUUGGAAUUUGACGUCGUUUGCAGGUCGAGGAAUGGAGAAGAGGUUGUACCUUUCUGUACACUACGACCAGACAAUCCUUUGUCGGUGAAAGUUAUGUGAAUUUGAAAUGUAAGCUUUCGUUCCAAAGUGGCAGAAUCACAUUUAGAUAUUUCGUGAUCCAUUCGAGCGAUAUUAUUGCCGCUCCAAUUGCAGUGUAGAAAUGUGCUUUUCCUUAGGCUCAGCCGAGCGUUGAUCAUGCCACUCUCUUCUAUCUACACGUCCUCCAUCCAUAUGUUGCACUUAUCUGAGAAUCCGUAUCUGAGUCCCCAGAAACGGUUUGAUCUUCCUUGAGGAACUAGCAUCAACUGAGACGAGGUGCUGCUUUUCAAGUUGGUCACUGUCACGGAAGCGCAAACUGGACUUAGUUUCUCAAGCUGUGAGGAUGGGGAGUCCAGGCAGGUCCGCGCUUGAGGGUGCCCUGGGGACCUGGAUCUUGUACACGGCACUAUGUGUGAACUUCGGAAGCGUUAGUGGGUUACCCAACAUGGGGCCCGACAUGUACACUUGCAAGAAACACGCAGUGGUGCCACCCUACAGCACAGUGGUUUCAUGCUGCCCGCCGCUACCCACGCGCCCCAUCAAAGACUUUAAGUUUGAAGAUCAAACGCUGCCGAUGCGAGUGCGUCGACCUGCGCACAAGGUGGAUGCUGCGUACAUUGAGAAGUACAACAGAGCUUACAGGCUAAUGAGGGCACUGCCACAGGAUGAUCCGAGAAGUUUUCAUCAGCAAUCCAACAUCCACUGCGCCUACUGUGGGUUCGGUUUCAAGCAACUGGGGAUAAAUGUGACUUUGGAGAUGCAUGGCACGUGGUUGACAUUUCCCUUCCACAGGUGGUACAUAUACUUCCACGAGAGGAUCCUGGCGAGCCUUCUGAACGACAGUUCCUUCGCUCUCCCCUUCUGGAACUGGGACAGUAUGAUGGAACCCGAACGGCCCUCACAGAUCCCUGAGUACUUCUACACCAUGCCCGCGCUCGUGGAUCCUCUUCGAAACCCUAGGCAUAGAACUCCUGCAGUUCCAGAUCUCUCAACGGACUUAACAGGAAGGUCACCCAUGGAUAUCAAGAACGCGACCCUAGAGGAAGUAAUCGAAUCGAACAACAACUUGUUAUACCAAACCGUCGUCAGCGGUGCCACAUUGCCAUCCCUUUUCUUAGGAAAGCCUCUUCGGGGAGGUGUCGAGAAAACUAGUUUAGGCGCAAGUGCGUUUGAGGUUGGACCUCAUGGAGCUAUCCAUGGCUGGGUGGGAGACCCUGCACAACCUAAUGGCGAGGAUAUGGUGCAUCUUUACUCUGCUGCAAGGGAUCCGAUCUUUUACGCGCACCAUGCAAAUUGCGACAGGAUGUGGUGUGAUUGGAAGAACUUACCAGGAGGCAAGCGCACGGGAUUCGAGGACGAUCCGGAUUGGAUGGAAUCGCAGCUUCUGUUUUACGAUGAGAAUGCAGACUUGAUUCGAGUGAAGAUUAAGGACUCUUUGGACAUUGUGAAGUUGCGGUAUACUUACGAGGAGGUUGACAAUCCAUGGGCGCACCAUGAUUCUCUCAGGUUCAAGAAACACGGGAAAAGCUUGUCUUCCUCUGUUGCAGCAACAGGGUUGUCCUCCAUCAUUCUAAAACAAAAUGUCGACAAACCAGUCACGAAAUGCGGGGAGAGAACACGGGACAUUUCCUUUACGAACAACGCCUUCCAUGUUUACAUACCUCUCGGAUCUGUGAACGCGGCUACGAAGAGAAGAGGUUUAUUCGGUCUAUUCCAGUCUAGCUCAGUUGUAGUGGAGGAGAUUCUGAUCCUUGAGAAUAUUCAAUCUCCAACGGGAAAGAAAAUCAGUUUCAAGAUCUUCAUGGACAUAGACGCAGACGACACGACCUCCACUGCAGACUUAAGCUUCGUUGCAAUUUACAACAAUUUGCCACUUCGAUCUAUCGAUGAAGAACAGAAGCAAGACAAGGUCACGUUUUCCAUCGCCAUGGGAAUGAAGCUGAGGAGCCUUGAGCUUCGGAAGCGGACAUGCAUCCCCAUCAGUCUUGUGCCAGUUCCGGGGACAAAUGGUAAUGCUCAUAUGAUCAGUGUUAGCAAUAUUUAUAUAAAAUCAGUCAUACCUUAGUUUUGGUGAGGAUAGGAGUGACAUUUUGUAAGAAUCGAUACACUAACCUCUCUUGUUAGUGGUCUCGAAUUGCGAUCUUCAGGCAGAAUGGAUGUUAACUCUCACUCCACAUCUUGCUAGGCGUCCUUACAUGUCUGUACCCGCAGAUAUCAAAUGUUUCGAAAUCGCAUUGACAACCUUUAUAUAUUCAAAUGCAACACCCACAACAAAAUUAUAUUCCA